Molecule: messenger RNA, 1200 nt
Organism: Symbiodinium natans
Lineage: Eukaryota; Dinophyceae; Suessiales; Symbiodiniaceae
Source: the annotation of a GenBank genome assembly
AUGGCCCUGUUGGGUGUGACCUUGUGCGGUUUCUUCGGCCUCGCCGGCCUUACGUUUCUUCUGGAGCGAAUGCUGCUCCCAUCUGGGCCGAGGUUGCGCGUGUCACGAGUGGACGAACAGACAGGACUGACUUGGACCACGGGUCUCGGACUUGGUGAGAGUCCAGCCUACAAAACCGUCACGAUUGUCAUGGAGACACUCCCGAAAGGACGCCUAGGUGUAAAUCUCGUGCACGGGAAGCAGACGGUGUCCCGGGUUGUCAUGAAAGAAGCCUUCAACGCGGGUUGGCGUGUGGGUGACGAAGUCCUCACUGUCAAUGGGCACAAGGUGCGAUCCAAUGCCGCGGCGCAGCGAGCAGUUCGCGGGGCAGUCAAAAGGUACCUACAGCAUGGAGGCCGCGUGCAGUUUGAGGUGCGCCGCUGGGGAGUUCCGGACGGCAGCCGUGGUAUGCUGCAAUUCACCACUAAUGGUCGCAGGGAUCACUUGGUACCGAUGCUGGACAUUGCAAAGGGAAUCUUGCAGGAUUUUCACAUCGUCCUCUUCAUGGAGGGAACUUUGGCAAAGCCCAAGACGCGCUUGGCACGGAAGGUUAUCAAAGAGCUGGAUACGCGAGGCAUGGCCUUUAAGGCCUUUGAUUGCACCGACGAGAAGACGAACCCAGGCAUCCGCAACAUCACAGCACAGCUUGCAGGGGAAGAGGUGCUGCCGCAGCUCUUCAUCGAUGGCGUCCACGUGGCCGGUGGAAAGGCGAUUCUGCAAGCACUUUCGAGCUUAUCUACUACACCGACACCUGAGUCGGGCGAGGAAGAGCAGGCACCCUUCAACAUUGACGGCAUCAACCGCAGUUGCAGCCGCUGCAGUAGCUUUUUCCAGGCCUGGCACAUCCCCACCCCUUCAGACCUCCUUCUUGAGAAGGUCAGUCCCCUUUCCCCCAAGAGUGGCAUCCAACUAAAGAGUUGGGGUGGGUGGAAGGAGGGGGGACGCUUCAUGGUUUCAGACCUCUUCAUGCACGUGGUUCUGACAGGCCCUCGUCGCAUCUUGUCGCGCUUGAAGUGGGGCAGCACCCAUGUCAAUGACCCAGGGACAGUGGAGAAGGGACAUCUGAGAGUGCAGGAGAUUGAUGUUCCUGCGGUCUUCAACAGACAGAAUGGCUGCAACAGAAGUCCGAGAGAAGCUGCUGAGCAACUUGGCCUCGGUUGA